Messenger RNA from Biomphalaria glabrata, 7604 nucleotides. RefSeq names its product major facilitator superfamily domain-containing protein 6-like protein A. The transcript is spliced from 10 exons. Gene Ontology annotation, cellular component: membrane. Bases 369 to 3245 code for a protein of 958 amino acids. Lineage: Eukaryota; Metazoa; Mollusca; Gastropoda; Planorbidae. The record is from RefSeq and is a predicted model, not a curated record.
UUGUUAAUAGCUCUUACACAUAAAUGCUUUAUAUUCAGCUAUAAACGUGUUUAUAUAAGCAGUUUAAAAAUAGUAUAAAUAUACCAAGUAGAUAGCCGUACAUGUAAUGCGUGAUAUUCUUUUUUUUUCUUAAUGAGAACUGGACAGAAGUCAGUCGACUAAUUGGUGUAACAAAUAUGAUAUGCAUAUUUAUAUGACCUGUACUUCUUCCUAAAGCAGAAUUAUGAAUGUGUUUAUCUAUAUAUUAAACUGUGCAACGGGUUGCUGCACAAUGGAUAUUGAACGUUAGAUAAGCAACGCAGUGUUAGGCUACACCGUUGACUCUAAAGAACAUAAUCUUGGAUAAUAAAACUAUUGUUUGUCAGACAAUGGAUUCUCCAAACCAUAAUGCUGUCAAGCCAAUGACCGAAACUCACCAAACAAAAGAACAGCAACACAGCAGACGAUGGAAAGUGAACAAAAUGUAUUUACCUCUCAAGCUUUUCUACUUUUUCUUCUACGGCGCCUCUGGUUCUGUCAUACCGUUCAUCGGAGUCUACCUGAAGCAUCUUCAUCUCAGUGCCUCUGAGAUUGGUGUCAUAGCAGGAGUGGCUGUGCUGUUCGCGAUGAGCAUGAGACCUCUGAUAGGGAUGGCGGCUGACAGGAUGAGUGCCUGGAAGUCAGCUCUCUUUGUUUGUUGUUUAGGUUUUGGUUUGGCUUUUUUCUGCAUGUGGUUCUUGUCAAGGCGGCCACUCUUCAGUCAGCUCUCUCCGCAUGACUACAACAUGACAUCACAGCAAGGCGGUUUUUCGAAAGUCUGGAAAUGUUUCGACGCCAACAACGCUGAGAUUUGCUCUUAUCCUGCCUCGAGGAACAAGACUGGCUGCUUGAUAAAAAGCUCAUUCGCGGACACUUUGUAUCCUGGUACCUUCAGGACGACUGAGCCGGUUUCUUUAUUAGAGAUGAACAGGGGAGGUAAUUUGACAAGUGUUGAAAGAAAUGGUACGACAACUAAGAUGGAUCUGAUCACUAAUUCGUUAAAGUCUCAAAAGAGUGGAUCACCAAUAAACAGUUCUAAUGAAAAUAUCAACCAGCCAUGUUUUUACCUUGUUUCACUUGACAGAGGUUAUCAUCGCGACUUUAAGGACAACGACUUCGAUAGAUUGAACAAAAGGUCGAUGAAAAGAAACACAAAAUGCCUGCCCAACUGCUCUGAACACUUUUCUAAUGACCUAGAUCUCUUGUCCGCAAGGCUGUUUUUGAAUUCACCCGGUUUCAACAAAACAUUAUCUAAACAUGGAAACAACACAACUUUAGAAGCUAAUCCAGGAAGUAUAACUCUAGAUCCUGUGUUUAUAAUCUCAUUCCUGCUUAUUGCACUUGCUCGAUCUUUUUAUGCAUCUUCCACAAGUUUAGCGGACGCCACGACGUACACAAUACUGGGACCACGAUCCUUGAAAUGGGGUCAGCAACGACUGUGGGGUACUAUUGGCACUGCUGUAGCUGUGAUGACCAUCACAAUAGCCAAUGACAACAUGAAAGGAGACAACUUUGCAGCUUUAUUCUUUGUUUGUAUUGUUUUAUCGCUACUUGCUUCCCUUGCCGGGACAAAGUUGAACGUGAAAAAAAUCCCAAAGAACAAUGACUUUUGUUCCGAUCUGGUCAGAAUUGUCUCCCAGAGCACCACCAGGCUGUUCCUGGGAAAACUUUUGUUCUUCGGCAUGCUGUGUGGCACUGCCAAUAAUUUUUUUCUGUGGUACCUGGUCGACCUUGGUAGCAGUCAGACGACUCUGGGGUUCGUGGUUCUAGUUCACUGCUUGACUUCUGUUGUCGUGCUCAGGUACACAGGUCUAAUUUUGAAACGCUUUGGUCACGUGAAGACGAUGUACGUUGUGGUACUGGCCUACUGUCUGAGGUACCUGGCUUUCUCCCUGCUGACCUCACCCUGGCUGGCCUUGCCUGUGGAAUUGUUACAUGGCUUGACCUACUCCAUGCUCUGGGCUGCCGCCUCUUCCACUGCCAGCAUCGUGGCUCCAGUUGGGACACAGGCGACCUGCCAGGGCAUCGCUGGAGCUGUUUACUGGGAUUUUGGUAGAGGUUUGGGAGCUCUAGUCAGUGGACAAAUCCUUGAGGUGUUGACUGCCCCAUGGACAUUUCGACUUUUCAGUGCCCUGUGUGUCCUGGCUUUGCCUGUAUUUGUACUUCUGGACAAACGAUGGCCGAUGCUGCCUCCAGAAGAGGUACAGGUGGUACAAGUGGGACUUGCAGAAAUCAAGGAUGGCAGUUAUGUUAAGACAAAUUUAUUGAAGUCAGAAAGUCCUGUUAACAACAGUAAUAAUUUCCAUGCCAGUGUGAAGGAAAUAUCAACAAGUAUCCAAAGUGCAGGCCUGAAUGGACGUGUUUAUAGUUCAUUGGGUGCCAAUAAUUGUGACCAAUCAGAAAGUUUCCAAGAAAUAGUCAAGAAUAUUCGUUCUGAUGACUACUCUCUUGUCAAUGAAGAGGUGAACAAUACAUCAGAACCACUUGCCGGUUUGUGUGACACUGGGGAAGAUGAGAAAUGUGUUAUUCAACAUAAAGUAGGAGCGUGUUUUCACGGGCAUUGUCGUGAUGCCAAAUCUGAGUCUGAAAGAUGUCAAAAUGUACAAUGCUCAGCAGAUGUUAGAGAUGAGGCUCAGUGUAUUUGUUGCCGUGGUAUCAUAAACAAUUCCACCUACGAUUGUGAGUCUAAUAAUAGGAGUGAAGUGGAAACUCAAACAGCCCCACGAUGUAGCCACGGCAAAUGUAGUGGCAUUAAAUACAACCAGGGAUUAAAUUGUGCAGUUACACUUCAAUGCAUUCCCUCUUUACCAAGUGUAGAAAUUCUUUCAGAAGUAGCCAAAAGUGUUUAUUCCACUAUAUCCACACCUGUUUCAGAGAUUUCGUCCUUGACACAUAUUCAAGCAAUGCAAGAGGCAGAUAAUUGCUGCAAUGAUAGACUACAUAGCAAUUGUAAAUUCAUUUCUGACAAUAAUUCCACCCCAACAGCCAAAGACUGUUGUGUUAUGAAUAUGUUUACUCAGGGUACAGAUUCGUUGUCACUAAAGGUCGACCACUUCACCGAGCCGAAUUUUUUUUCAAGUGAUGCACUUGAGUGCGAAGACUUGCAGGAUGAUAUAACACAUUUCCGCGCCAAAAGUCUUAGUCUCAUUCCAAACUUAAGCACAUCUUCUCUAGAUACUGAUCAAGAAAUGGCAUACUCUAAUCUCCAUAAAAAAAUUUCUGAAUGAAUAAUAAGAUGCACUCAAUAGGUAGGCCUACACACGUAUAACUCGUCCCUAUAUGUUUUUUUUUCAAUAAAAACACAAGAAAAGUUAAGCUGUUCCAACGCACAAGAGCUGUGAUCUGUUAACACUUGAAAUGUGAUGGGAUAGUUUGUGUACAUUAUCCCGAUUCUUGAAUUUUUUAUGUAAAUAGAUAAGCAGAGAUAUUUUAAAAAAAAGGCUGUGCACAUAGUCCUAAUUGCAUUUUUAAAAAAUCAAAACAUUUUAAAUUUAAUAUUACCAAUUACAUGUAAAUUAUGUCCUAAGAACUUAGAUCUAACUCAAGCAAAAUAGGAGGAAUAGAACUUAUCUUACCUUAUAAAAUACAGACGUUACUUAAAAAAAAAAGACUGUCCUGUGCGUGUUCCUAGGUCAAUCUAGUCAUGCAUGUUAAUCAAGUCAAUUUUUUUCCUAGCUGACUCAUGCGAACCGUUCCAUGCUUUAAAAGCACUAGGAAAGAAGGAGCAUUUGUACGAAUUUUUCCUGGCAUAUGGAAAAGGAAUGUGCCUUUAUCUUUGUGUCUUUUCUAAGUAUUUUAUUAAUUACGUUUUGUUGUUUGUAUUUUAAGAUUAUAUGGUUCAGUGUUUUAUGUAUAGGCCUAAUUGCUACAUUACUUUUAAGUCUUCUAUCCUGAAGGGUUUCUAAAUUUAGUGAUUUUACUAAAGGUAUUGCUCUAAUCAAUUGUGAAUAUUCGUUUGUUUUGAAUCUCACUGCUCCAUUUUGUGUCUGUUUGCUGGUUAUAGAUCGACGUAUGUUGUGAGCUUUGGACUAUUGUCUUGAGGGUCCUGAGUUCAAAACUACAUUUCAAUGGUUUAUUUAUUUUAAAGAAAUGCAAAUCUUAUACUAAUUAAAAAUUACUAUGAUAACUGAACCCUCUUCCUCUUAUUAAAAAAAAAAACGAAAAGAAAAAGUCAUAAUCCACAUUCACAACUGACAAAAGUUUUAAAUAUUCGUUUUUUUUUAUGAACAAUUGUUUCCAUUUCUAAGACAUGCACACAUCAAAGAUAUUGCUUUGUAAUUAAGUAGUCUUACAUUGUUUUAAUAACAAAUGAUUGCUGUAACACACAGGGGUUGAGCAGGGGAUUUGAACUAAUAAGUAGGUCAAAUAGGUAUCUUUGUUUAUGACGUAAUGUCGUAAACGUUUAAAAAUGAUACAUUCAAAGUCAAGAAACUUUUAAAAAAGAAACAUGUAGAUACACAAAGGACAUAAAGGUCUUCUAGUUAGCUUCUUUGGAGGAAUGUCUCAAAUGUAUAAGAUAAGAUGUUUCAAAGAUUACAGUCUAGCCUUAUUGGUCUGUUUUUGUUGUUGUUUUAAAAUCUAAAACGAAAUAUUGGAAUAAGGCAGCCCUAGAAGUGUAAGACAAGGAGUCUUGUUAAGACUGUUUGCCUAUAUAUCUAUUUUGACGUUAUAUUUUUACAUGUUUUGGAUGUUUCCUCAGAAUUAAAGAUUACCACAUCCGAGCCCAAACCUCACGGAGGGCAGGGCUCAAACCGAGACCAUUCGUUACAGAAGGCCUCAACACUGACCUGUGACGUCGCAACCUGUGGGCGGUGAAGACCUAUAGCUAGUUGCCAUGUCAAACAGGCCUAUGAUGUGGCAACGAGCUAUACGUCUCCACCGAGACGACAGUCCAGAGCACAUACCACAUAGUCAGCUAGGCCUUUGAGUCACGUCUAAGCAGAUGCGUAGUUAAGGUGGGGUGAGGGAGGGGAAAAUUUGAAAAUACCCCUGGACACUCAAAUGUGUUUUUGUUACAUUAAAUAUUACGCAAAAUACAGGGGCCCCCGAAGAGGUCAAGUCCCCCGGCCUCCAAGUGAUGGCAAAUUCCUAGCUACGCCACUGCUUCUGUGACAUGCAUUUCCUGUCUCUAUUUAACUUUGAAAAAAAAAUGCAGAAGAGAAAAUGAUUAGAACGCAAGUUUGUCGUGUUGAAGUCACUGGCGGAUCCAGGGGGGGGGGGCGGUAGGGGCGGGGCGGGAGGCGGACAAACUUUAAUAUAGGAUUCAUACAAUAUGUAUACGAAUUUAUUACUUAUGUUAAAAAUAUAUACAAAUUAUUUAUAUUUCAACCUAUUUUUAGAUUAUUUCGCCCCCCCCCUCUAGUAUGUUGGCCGAUUUGGUGGGGUCGGGAGUGGGCGAUGGUAUCAAUCCCGCCACCCCCUACACUUUCGAGUGGGGGGGGGGCGGUCCGAUUUGUUUGUAGAAAUCACAGCUUGCUAACAGAAUCAAUUAAAUAUCUAUAUGAUUAAAACUUGUUAUUGAUAUUUAACCGAUCUUUAUGUCGUUCCCUGUUUGGUGUGUGUGUGGGGGGGGGGCGAAUACCUCUACUGCCCUUCCCACACAAACCCUUUGAGUGGGGGGGGGGCGGUCCGUUUUUAUGGAGAAAUCAUAGUUUGUGAACAAAAUUAGUUGAAUUAAUAUAUACAUUUUAUAUUAUGUCGCUCCCUUUCUGGUAUCUUGGCCGAUUCGGUGGGGUGAGGGGGGGGGGGGCGAUUGCAUGUACUGCCCUCCCCACUCUAGCCCUCUGAGUGCUGGGGGGGGGGCGGUCCUAUUUUUGUGUAGAAUCAUAGUUUGUGAACAAAAUUAGUUGAAUAUCUAUAUAAUAUAAACUACGUAUUGAUAUGUGACCCAUUGUAUAUUAUGUCGUACCAUACUCUAAUCUCAAAUUGUAUCAUUAGUAAAUUUAAAUGAAAAAGGGUUGUACCAGGUGGGAGGGGCGAUACAUGCAAUCACAUUACCCCCAUCGGAAAAAUCAAUACUUUUUCUUUUUGUAGGCCCUAUUAUAGUUAAGAAAUUACAAAAUUAAAAAAAAUCUGUCACUAAUAUAAUUUAUAUACACUAUAAAUUAAAUUCUUAUAUCGAGUCGCCCCACCCCUAUUCUUUAAUGCCAAAUGCAAUAUUUAGCAGAAAUUAUUAAAGAAGAGAAGAUUAAUCGUUUUCACUCUACCGCCCCUCCCAUUUCCAGACAGAGUUUAUUUAUAUAAUUUCACAUGAAUUUAUCAUAAUUAUUUUAAGAAAGACUUUCCAUUGGAAAAGUUAUAAUUCAAACGAAAUUUUUCAGUAUAAAAGUCAUGAUUGAGAUGAGUUCUAAACUCAAAUAAUGUUGUCAUAGUCGCCUUUUCCCAACCUUUACUCAAUCUGAUAUUUUUCUAGUUAAAUAAAUUUGGGACUAUAACUCACAAUUUAUACUUCAAUUUUCUUAAAUACUAUUUAUCGAAUAAUUUUUUUUUUCGGCGGCGAUCCUCAAAGCAAAAAGCUAAAUAUGUGGGGUAUCCUAUCUUUUCAAGAAACAAAUCAGUUUUAUUUGCAAUGUAUUAUGGGCCUAUAAAUUUAUAUUAGAAUAUUUUUCAAGUACAACAUUAUUCAAAAGGUCCUUUUUUAAUAGUAUGAAUAAUAAGCUUUAGGUCAGGAGAAUACGUUUCUGCAGUGAAGAAUGCAAGAAAACGCUUUUGGCGUAGGGGCUUCGCCCCGAAGUCCUUUGAUGAAAAUGAGCUGUAGGUGUUAGGAGAAUGCGUUUCUGCAGUGAAGAAUGAAAGAAAACGCUUUUGGCGUCGGGGCUUAGCCCCGAACUCCAUUGAUGAAUAAUGAGCUGUAGAUGUCAGGAGAAUGCGUUUCUGCAGUGAAGAAUGCAAAAAAACGCUUUUGGCGUCGGGGCUUCGCCCCGAAUUCCAUUGAUGAAUAAUGAGGUAUACUUGUCAGGAGAAUACGUUUCUACAGUGAAAAAAGCAAGAAAACACUUUUGUCGUCGGGGCCUUAUAGCUCUGCCCCAGUUGUUUUGUUUUUCGCCGAAGGUUGAGAAAUGAUAUAUAUAUAUAUGUGUGUGUGUGCGCGCGCGCGCUGUACGCACGUUUAUGCAUAGGGUUAGGGUUUACUGGGCGUUAGGGUUAGGGUUUGGAAAAAAAUCGCCCCCCCCCACUCCAAAGUUCUGGAUCCGCUAGUGGUUGAAGUAUGUUGUAUGACGUCAAUGCUACUUAUUGUGUAUGUCGCAUUCAGAUUCUGAUGAAACAAAAGUUUGCAUAAAAUGUUUCAGUAUGCCUACAAAUCCUGCCAUUUUAUCUUAUCUUCUUAUAUAAUACAGACGUUACUUCAAAAAAGAAGAUGAUUACGUCCUACGCGUCAUGCAUUUAGUUAUGCAUAUUAACCAAUGACUUCAAUUCUGCCAAGUCACCGGUUUUCCUGGCUAGCUCAGGCAACCCAUUCCAUGCUCUAAUAGCGCUAGAGAAGAAGGAGUAUUUGUACAAACUUGUCCUAGCAUAUGGGACGAGGAAUGUGCCUUUAUCUUUGUGUCUUUCAGAGUAUUUUAUUAAAUUUUGUUUUUGUAUUUGAA